Molecule: messenger RNA, 977 nt
Organism: Coregonus clupeaformis (lake whitefish)
Lineage: Eukaryota; Metazoa; Chordata; Actinopteri; Salmoniformes; Salmonidae
Product: male-enhanced antigen 1
Exons: 4
Coding region: 140-697 (185 amino acids)
Biological process (GO): spermatogenesis
Source: RefSeq, a predicted model, not a curated record
ACGUGAUGACGUCAAAUCCGCCUUGAUUUCCGUUUCCUUGACAUACAGAAACGUCGACAGUAGCUUGGUGGGCCAAAACAUUUAGAAAAAUAUAUUUAACUUUCAAGCCAGGGCUUGUGCCUGAGUCCGGCGUCUGUGAAUGGAAGUGGAGAUAGCGUUCGAGAUGGGUCCUGAGAGAAUCUUACCAAACUCUGAGGAGGAGCUGGGUCAGGAGCGGCCGUCGGAUGGUGGAGUGGGCGGGGAGUGGAGUGGAGAGGACAUGGAGGAGGACGAGGGCGGUGUGGGAGACGAGGAGGAGGAUGAUGGAGGUUACUAUUACCAACCACUAAACCAGGACCCUGAUGGACUAAAUGCUGCACCCGGGGACCAGCCUGAGGAUAUGCCCCCAGUAGCAGAGCAACUGCAAGAAGUCCAGGAGAGAAUAGAGUCAAUGGGCUUACAUCUUCCCCAGCCCCCUCCUUUAGACAGUGAUGAGGAGGAGCCAGAAGGCGCCGCUGCCCAGCGCAGCGCAGCCUCCAUCCCCAUGGAUGAAGACCACGUGGAGCUGGUGAAGAGGACCAUGGCAGCAGUGGCCCUGCCCUCUCUGGCUAUCCCGACCUGGGCUCAGGAGAUCUCUGACGACCAGUGGAAGGAUAUGGUCCAGCAGACGCUCCAGACUCGCCAAAGCUCAGAAGGCCUGAUGCUAGAGCGCAAAUAAGACUGAAUUGCCUCCUUCUCACAGUCCGUCUUUAACUGUGCCAUGCAUUUCACCAUCACACUUACCCCAGGGGAGUCUGAGCUAAGGUCCUCUGAGCGGGUCAUGAGUCCUAGGUGUCUCAAUUCUUAAGAUUUGAGAGAAAUUGUGAAAACCCAUCUGUCCAAUUCCUAUUAGGUUAGGAUAUCUCUCCUGAAUAUGUGUUUGAAAGGAGCCUCUGGGUACUCACUACUUCUAACCUAGAGGGCGGCAGGUAGCCUAGCAGUUAAGAGCGUUGGGCCAG